CUCAAGUGUUGGCUACAAACAAACUGGAUCUGCAGACCUGAAACCUUGAAGGAUACCUCUUACCUGUGAUGGGCCUCGUAUUCAUCUAGGAAGAACUGGAUAUUGCUUGGGACACCCUGGGCUUAGUGAAAUAUAGCCCCGUGGGUUGCCUGGACCUUUUAACAAACAAUUAAUUUCUCAUUCCUGACUUCUACAAACAGCUGGGAUCCAGUCCCUAAGCGCUGAAUUACCAUCCAUUUAAUUGACUGAAUAUUCUUUAACAAGGCCUCCUCUCCUCUCCAUUCCCUUGUAAAGGAGUGCAACUCCCGGUAGCGUUUAUCAUCAUUAACAGAGACUUUUUUAUGUACUGUGGGAUUUCUGAAUAUAUUUCAUUUGUUUUGCUUGCUCUCCUGCCCCCCACUUCUCUGGUGGAGUUUAUCUUGACUAGUUAUCGCACACACGGAGCACUCUGAUGGCUUCAUAAAUCAGAGGAGCAGCUGCCCUUAUUCAUGAUGGGGCGAGAGCAGGAGCUGAUCCAAGCUGUGAAAAAUGGGGAUGUACCUGGUGUGCAGAAAUUGGUGGCAAAGGUCAAGGCAUCCAAAAGCAAACUCUUGGGAUCAACUAAACGGCUGAACGUGAACUACCAAGAUGUGGAUGGGUUUUCAGCACUACAUCAUGCAGCCCUGGUUGGAAGCCUGGAACUUAUCUCGCUGCUGCUGGAGGCACAGGCCACUGUGGAUAUUAAGGACAUUAACGGAAUGCGCCCACUGCACUACGCUGCCUGGCAAGGGAAGGUGGAGCCAGCACGCCUGCUGCUACGAGCAGCUGCUUCGGUCAAUAUGGCAUCGCUGGAUGGGCAGAUCCCAUUGCACCUUUCGGCGCAAUAUGGCCACUAUGAGGUGUCAGAGAUGCUGCUCCAGCACCAGUCCAACCCAUGCCUCAUCAACAAAGCUAAGAAAACCCCCCUGGACCUGGCCUGCGAGUUUGGAAGACUAAAGGUGGCCCAGCUGCUUUUGAACAGCCACAUGUGUGUGGCUCUGCUUGAGGGACAAUCCAAAGACACAAGUGACCCUAACUACACCACUCCUCUUCACUUGGCAGCCAAGAACGGGCAUAAAGAGAUAAUCAGGCAACUUCUGAAAGCUGGAAUCGAGAUCAACAAACAGACGAAGACGGGGACUGCCUUGCAUGAAGCAGCGUUGUAUGGGAAGACCGAGGUGGUGCGCCUGCUGCUGCAAGUGAGACUAAAAGGUGGCAUUGAUGUCAACAUCCGCAACACCUACAACCAGACAGCUCUGGACAUCGUGAACCAGUUCACCACUUCACACGCCAGCAAGGACAUCAAGCAACUACUACGAGAGGCAUCAGGAAUCCUGAAGGUCCGAGCUUUGAAGGAUUUUUGGAACCUCCAUGACCCAACUGCUCUCAAUGUCCGUGCCGGAGAUAUCAUCACGGUUCUGGAGCAGCAUGCAGACGGACGCUGGAAGGGUCAUAUCCAUGACUCUCAGAAAGGCACUGACCGAGUUGGUUACUUCCCUCCAUCCAUUGUCGAAGUCAUCAGCAAGCGGACAGCAGGUGACAGGAACAGCGUUGGCAGCGAGGGCAGCAUUGGCAGCAUCCGGAGCGCUGGCAGUGGUCAGAGUACUGAGGGCACCAAUGGGCAAAUCACUGGACUCAUCAUUGAGAAUGUCAAGCCACUUUCACCGACUGGUGAGGAUCUUCAGCAUUCUCACAAUGGCCAGAUGAAUUCUGUGAUAGGGACACUGGGGCACCAGAACCUCUCCAACUGCAACACCAACGACAGGAUCUUCUCUCACCAAUAUCUACGGCCAGAGCAGCUCCUGGAAGGGAAGGAUGCUGAAGCCAUUUACAAUUGGCUGAGUGAGUUCCAGCUGGAGGGCUACACAGCCAACUUCCUGAAUGCGGGCUACGAUGUGCCCACCAUCAGCCGCAUGACCCCGGAGGACCUCACAGCCAUUGGGGUGACCAAGCCAGGCCACAGGAAGAAAAUAUCCACCGAGAUUGGGCAGCUUAGCAUUGCCGAAUGGCUCCCAAAUUACAUCCCUGAUGACCUAAUGGAGUGGCUGAGUGCCCUUGGACUACCCCAGUACCACAAGAAGCUGGUGAGCAACGGCUAUGACUCCAUCAGCAUCGUGACAGAUCUGACUUGGGAGGACUUGCAGGAGAUUGGCAUCAACAAGCUCGGCCACCAGAAGAAGCUCAUGCUGGCCGUCAAGAAGCUGACCGACCUCCGCAAGAGCCUGAGCCAGGCCGACACCAGCACCCUCAGGCGCAAGAUCCCCGGCGCCUUGGACAUUGUUACCAUCGAGUCUGUCGAGAACGGGGAGUGCCACUCUCCCCACACGCCCAAGAUGACCACUUUCCAGGACAGCGAGUUGAGCUAUGAGCUCCAGACUGCCAUGUCCAACAGCUGCCAGGAGACUCUGACCAUCAAGAGCACCCAGGGCAUGUCGCGGAGCCAAGAGAGCAUUGGGGUGCGGUCCAGGGGGUCGGGGCACUCCCAGGAGAACAUGCUGUCCCACAGCACCACCUCGAGCCGUUCGCAGGAGAGCUUGGGAAGCGGCGAGAGCAGCAGUGGCAGCAGUGGACACUCUUCUACCCAGCCCCGCCUCAUGGAAAACUCUGCUGCUCCGCAAAGUCGGCCCAACCCAGAGAACUAUGGGAAAUUUAUUCCGCAGCUCAGCAGCCCUGAGGGAAUCAACGGCUAUUCCAGCGGUUGUGCGGGAAGCCCUCUGAGGGAGAGAAAUCUGCCUGAGGGGAUGGACCAGUACCAGAGACCAAGUGCUCUGAAGGGGGAUUUCCUUCCCCAUACAGAGCCUCCAGAGACAUUACCAGCCAUGUCCCCUUGUGCAUCGCCCCACACGGCCAGCAAGGGGACUGCCCCAUAUGUCUUCAUGUACCCCCACGUGUCCUUGAAGUCCCCUCCGCCGCCUCCUUCACCGUCCGUGCUUGAGCAGGCCAAGGCCCCCGCUCCCUUCUCUGCCCAGAGGACCAUCCUGCAGUCAACAGCCCAGAAAGCUUUCUCCUACCUCCAUUCCCACUGUGGCCCCACAGAGCCGCCUCACGUGCCCCCAAAGCCUGGGGCGGAGCAGAACACUGAGGGCUUCAAGCACAAGAAGCGCUCACACAGCUUGAACCGCUACGCGUUGUCCGACGGGGAGGCCGAGGAAGAGGAGCCUCCCACCAGCUCCGUGGGCUCAUACGCUACCCUGACCAGGCGGCCUGGACGCAGCCAGGUGCCACGGACGCAGCCGUCGUCGGCCGCCAAGGUCUCGCGCAGCCAGUCCUUUGCCAUCCGCGCCAGGAGGAAGGGCCCCCCGCCCCCACCUCCCAAGCGCCUCAGUUCGGUCUCCAGCGCACAAGUUGGUACAGAGUACGAACAGGGUCAAGAGACACAAAAAGGACCCUCCCUCUCCCAGGACGAAGGAGGAAAUGGCCCUCAUGACAGGGGCUGCUCUCUGAGAAAUACUGCAGCCGUGCUCAAUGGGUCUGUGGCUGAUGGGAGCCUGGCCAAGCCUUUUAAGUCCCCCAAACCCACCAGUCCCGGUCAGGAGUCGGCCAGCAAGACGGGCCUGCACAAUUCAGCCCGAGCAGACCCCAGCAGCGCAGAAGCCACCAGUGGCCAAAGCCAGGCCUUUGAAGGCAAUGUCCCCAGGAGACGAACAUUUAGCGAACCCGCGGUUGCCAUGACGGAAGCUCUGCAGCACAGCCACGAGGACACCCGGUCCGACACUGAGGAAGAAGCAGCAGCAGAGACAGAUGGCUGUGCCAAGUCCCCUUGCUCGUCUCAGAACAGCUCCAGCGAGUGCAUUCCCUUUGCGGAAGAAGGCAACCUGACCAUCAAGCAGCGGCCAAAGCCCACUGGGCAGCUCAAGGCAGACACCGCUGUGCCAGAGUCUGAUUCUGCCUCGGCUCAGCCUUACGGGGAAGAGCAAGAAGAGACCCCGGUGAAAGAGGGCCCCGCGGUGUUGGAAUUCAAUCUCACAGAGUCCGACACAGUCAAGAGACGGCCCCGGUGCAGGGAGAGAGAGCCCCUCCAGAACGUGCUGAAAGCAUUUGGGGUGGCUGCGCCUAGCUCAUCCUCGGCUCCGCAGUACGCCCAGGCUCAGACAGUCAGCAUCAGCGGACCCUCGCUGCACCCAGCGGAGCCGCAGCCGGCGGGAGACGCUUUUGAUGACGACAGCAUGGAGCUGCAGAUUGCAGAGAUAGAGAAGAGCAUCCUGUCUCUGGAAAGGGGAAUCAAGAAGCCGCCCGUCUCUCUGAAACCAACCAGCCCAAUCCCACUGCAGGUCGAGAGGCAUGGAGGAGCAGUCCAUCUGAGGACAGCAGCCAAUGCGACCGAUGUCCCGGCCAUGCACACAUCCAUUGCUUCUACCAAGCUGGUGUUUUCAGGGCCAAAAACCAUCUACCAACAAGUCCUGCAGAACUCCCGCAACACCGUCGCUCCCUGGGCAGCCACAGAGAUGGUUUCUGAAGUGAUGGGUCCCUACCCCAUGAAACUGGGGCUGGGCAGCAAACCCGCCUUGAGUUUCGGGGUGCCCCUAGCCAUGAGGCCUUUGAGUGCAUCUCCGGACAUGAUCCACGCUCAGCAAAGGCUGGAACAAACCAACUCAUCCUUGGCAUCCACGCUUGAAGCUGCAGAAAAGAAAAUCAACGCAGAGGAGGCAGACAGCAACUGUGGGACAGCACACUCGGCCAAAAACAUCCUCGAAGACAUCAGCAACAUGUUUGACGACCUUGCAGAGCAGUUGGAUGCCAUGUUGGACUGAGGACGGGCUUCCUUCUCUGAUGAUGAUGAUGCAGGUUCAUCCUUCUAAGUGGACAGCUUGGGGAGGAAUCCCACGACUACUCAUCGGCCUCUCCAUCCAGGCACUUCACCAUCUUUUCCUGAUUUCUUGUGAGUGCGAACUUCCAGCCAGAGGCAAUUGCACUCCAAGACCAUUUCUUGGACAAAUAUCUUGGGGCAAGAGCGCAUGAACACACAUCAACUUGGUGUUUCCAUCAGAGGGCACCAGAUGCUUGCCAGGCCUCUAAACAGUGACCACCCACAUCAGCACUGAAGCUACAAAGAAGGGCU
Molecule: messenger RNA, 5077 nt
Organism: Lacerta agilis (Sand lizard)
Lineage: Eukaryota; Metazoa; Chordata; Lepidosauria; Squamata; Lacertidae
Gene: CASKIN2
Product: CASK interacting protein 2
Exons: 19
Coding region: 489-4769 (1426 amino acids)
Molecular function (GO): protein binding
Source: RefSeq, a predicted model, not a curated record